AUGCAUUCAAUUUUUAGGGAGUGGCUACAAGAAAAUUUUGAUACUGGUAGUGUUGAGACAAUUGCGGAGGCAGGGGUGUUGCGUUGGGAAAUUUGGAGGGCCCGUAAUAAUCUGGUUUGGAACCAGAAUCUUUCUUCUGUGUUGGUGGUUGUUUUUUGUGCAAAACCUCACCUUAAUCAUUGGUUAUAUGCUCAAUUAUCUUUGGCUCCAUCUCCGAGUAUGCUGCAAGAAGAGGUGCAUGAGCAUUGGAGUCAAUAUGCUGUUAAUAGUAUUAAGAUUAAUGUGGAUACUACAAUCUUUGAUGACAUUAGGAAGCAUGGGCUUGGGGAUGUAGCACGCGACUGUGAUGGUCAUUUUUUAGAAGCCUUUUCAGUGUUGAAGGAGGGCAAAGAACAAACAGCGGUGGCUGAAGCUAUUUCAGUCUAA
This is a messenger RNA of Humulus lupulus (European hop), 426 nucleotides long. RefSeq lists its product as uncharacterized. The transcript has a single exon. NCBI's taxonomy places the organism in Eukaryota, Viridiplantae, Streptophyta, Magnoliopsida, Rosales, Cannabaceae. The coding region runs from base 1 to 426 and encodes 141 amino acids. The record is from RefSeq and is a predicted model, not a curated record.